AUGAUGUUUAUUAAGCUAGUUAUAGGCAAGCUUAUCGUGAACGUUGUUAGUGCAUAUGCAUCCCAUGUGGGUCUUGAUGAAGAAGUCAAAAAGCUCUUUUGGGAGGAUUUGGAUGAAGUAGGGAGAGGUAUACCUAGUACCGAAGAGAUUUUCAUUGGUGGAGAUUUCAAUGGUCAUAUCGGUACAACUUCUAAUGGUUUUGAUGAUGUCCAUGGAGGCUUUAGUUUUAGGGAAAGGAAUGGUGGCGGGGUUUCUCUCUUGGAAUUUGCCAAAGCUUUUGAAAAAGAAGCUAUCGAGGUUCUUAGGGUAUCGAGAGGAAUCUUUGGUGGUCGUCAAGGAGAUUGGUGGUGGAAUGGAGAAGUACAAGGCAAAGUGAAAGCCAAGAAGGUUACCUAUACGGAGUGGUUGGAGUGCGUGGAUGAGGAGAAGAAGAAUAGGCUUAAAGAUAUUUAUAGGAAGGCAUAG
Molecule: messenger RNA, 465 nt
Organism: Solanum dulcamara
Lineage: Eukaryota; Viridiplantae; Streptophyta; Magnoliopsida; Solanales; Solanaceae
Exons: 2
Coding region: 1-465 (154 amino acids)
Biological process (GO): chromatin remodeling
Cellular component (GO): nucleus
Source: RefSeq, a predicted model, not a curated record